CAGGGGCGUGCAGAGAUUCGCGGCCCGUGCGGCCCUCCAGUGCAUCGAACACUCCGCUUAAGACUAUAUAGUUGGAGAUAGAUCGAAACGGCCACCCUUUCAUGGCUUCAAACAACAAUGAAAAAAUUUCCUUCAAGGAUUUUAUCUUGGCUAUCACGGUGUUCUCUGUGACCGUUCUUGGGGUAGGCGGCCUACAGUGUGAGAAUGGCUUCGUGGUGGUGACCAGGGAGAGACGGGUCGGAGAUGAAAUAACCAUGAUACAAAUUUGCUGUCAAGAUGUAACUUGUGGUCCAGGAGCGAAGGCAGUGGCCUGUGAGGAGGGCGACCCGUAUUCCUCAGCAUGUGACCCAUGUGAGACGGGCACAAGGCAAGAGACCACGACUACACUGGCAAUGGGCAGUACGAGCUGCGAACCGAACGUUGACUGCAACAAGCGGUUCAGAGUAACCAAAUUCGCAGGAAACUCGACAUCAAAUUCUGUGUGUGGUGACUGCUUUCUCGGCUAUAGAAAUGCUAACAACCAGCAGAUAACAAAGGAGUGUUUGGUAAAUAAUUGCCCGCCAGGACAGGAACCGGAACGAGAUGGCUGUCAGAACUGUAGUUCAAUGCAUUUUUCGGCCACAAUGGAUUAUCUGCCGUGUAAGAAGAGAACGAAGUAA
Molecule: messenger RNA, 659 nt
Organism: Lingula anatina
Lineage: Eukaryota; Metazoa; Brachiopoda; Lingulata; Lingulida; Lingulidae
Source: RefSeq, a predicted model, not a curated record